Seriola dumerili (greater amberjack) is the source of this 1131-nucleotide messenger RNA. RefSeq names its product transmembrane protein 144 (gene tmem144b). Bases 1 to 1131 code for a protein of 376 amino acids. Gene Ontology annotation, molecular function: carbohydrate transmembrane transporter activity. The transcript has 12 exons. The record is from RefSeq and is a predicted model, not a curated record. Gene Ontology annotation, biological process: carbohydrate transmembrane transport. Gene Ontology annotation, cellular component: membrane. Lineage: Eukaryota; Metazoa; Chordata; Actinopteri; Carangiformes; Carangidae.
AUGGUGACCUGUACCCCGUUUAAAAGUACCAGAGGUGGAGAAAAUGCUGCAAUUGGAAAACUGGAAGCAUUUGAUUUCACCUUUAACUCAACUAAUAUGACUCAUUUUGCCUAUGGAAUUGCUGCAAAUGUAGUUGCUGUGUUGUUGUAUGGCAGCAAUUUUGUUCCUGUCAAGAGGAUAGAAACAGGAGACGGGAUGUUUUUUCAGUGGGUAAACUGUGCAGCCAUAUGGGUCGUGUCUAUGGUUGGAGACUUGAUGCUGCAGUCGCCCAAAUUCCACCCGAUUGCGAUGCUUGGUGGUGUGAUCUGGGCAACAGGAAAUUUAACAGUUGUUCCAGUUAUCAAAGCGAUUGGCCUCGGCCUUGGGAUUUUAAUUUGGGGAUCCUCUAGCUUGUUGAUGGGCUGGGCCACUUCAAGAUUCGGCUGGUUUGGGAUUGCUGCUCAGGAUGUUUCCAGGCCAAUAUUAAAUUACUGUGGAGCUGGGUUAUGUCUGUUGAGCGGGCUGAUCUUUUUCUUUGUGAAAACGGACGUGGAGCUGCAUCCCAAUUCAGAAUCCAUUCCAUUACUUAUUGACAGGAGAACAAAUUCAGGGAGUUAUGGACCAAGUUCUUCUGAGUUCUGGAUAGAUGUCAUCGGACCAAAGACCAGGCGGUUCAUAGGCUGCCUGCUUGCUGUCAUGUCGGGCCUGCUGUACGGUUCCUCCUUUGCACCCAUCCUCUACAUUAAGAGCCAUUCAUCAUGUCGUGACAGCAUAUUCCAUGGAGCCAGUGUCUAUGACCUGGACUAUGUUUAUGCGCAGUGCUCUGGCAUUUUUGUUGCGAGCACUGUGUACUUUGCCAUCUACUGUGCUGCUAUGAAUAACAGGCCCAGGGUUUACUCCAGAGCCAUCCUACCAGGUCUUUUGUCUGGACUAAUGUGGGCAUUAGCUACAUACUGCUGGUUCCUGGCUAACAACUACCUGAGUGCAGUCAUUACCUAUCCUAUUGUCACCGCAGGAUACGGUCUGGUUGCAGCACUGUGGGGAUCCUUGGUGUUUAGAGAGAUUAAAGGGUUAACCAACUGCUUUAUCUUCUUCUUGGCCUCCUGUGUCGUCCUGACUGGCUCCUUGCUGACUGCCAUCUCAAAGCUCUAA